AUGAAGCUGGCCCUCAACUGCGCCCGCGUCGCGGGCACGGAGAUCCUGGACCGUGCCGCGGCGAAGGGCCUCGCGCGGGUGCUCGACCUGCCCGGCCCGGCGGCGCGCUGCUGGGCCGCCGCGGCCGCGUUCGCGAAGGCGGACGCGAGCGCGCGCGUCGUCGCGCGCGUGGGCUACUUCGCCGCGCAGGACGGUCGGAUCGCGCACUCGCUCGCCGCCGACCGCGUCGCGGCCGAGGUCGAGCGGUGCGCCGAACUCCUGGGGCGGCCGCUCGACGCGGCGCUGCUGCACGGGCCCGAGGAGGUCCCGCGCGACGAGCGGCGGCGCGUCGUCGAGGCGGCGGCCGCGGCGGUGCGCGCCACCGGCGGCGCGCGGGCGGUGGGCGUCUCAAGCCGCGACGCGGGCGCGGUGGAGCACGACUGGUGGGACGCGGCGCUCGACGGGCCGCUGCGCCUGCCGACGACGCCGGCGGACGCGGCGGCGCUCCGCGCGAGCCAGGCCGCGCUCGCCGCGCGCGGCGUCGAGCUCCUGGGCUGCGCGCCGCUCCGGAACCUGGCGACGGGCGGCGUUUUCGCGUCGCCGGCCGCGGGCGCGGCGGACCUCGCGGGCUACGUCCCGGCGUCGCAGCGGGCGCUGGCGCACUUCGAGGCGCCCGCCGGCGCCGACGCCGACGUCGUCGAGGGCUGCGCCUGGGUCCGGCAGCUCGUCGGCGACCUGAACGCGUCGCUGGCGCAGUUCGACUCGUUCGAGCGGUGGGAGCACGAGAUCGCGACGCAGCUCGUGCCGCUCCUCCACGCCAAGUUCGAGGCCCUCGACGAGGCCUCGGCCGACGUGCUCCAGGGCUACUUCGAGGCCUACGGCCGGGCCGUCCGCGCGAACGCGGACCUGGCCGCGCGCGACGCGGCCGCGCGCUGCGCGGCGGCCGCGGCGCCGCUCCGCGACGGCGAGCGCCUGGAGGCGUGGGCCCUCCGCGACGCCCUGGCCCGGCCGCUCGCGCGGGUGUCGGUGGGCGUGCGGUCGGUCGAGGACGUCGACGGCCUCGCGCGGGCGCUCGAGGCGCGCGAGGCCCCGGCGCCGCCGGAGGCGACAGAGCCACCGGAGCUGGCGCCACCGGAAGCGACGUGCGCGAGUGCCCAGCGCGCGCUGGAAGCCGGGGGCGCCCGGUACCUCGACUGCCGCAGCGAGAUGGAGUUCGUCGCCGAGGACGUGGUGGAGGGCUCGGUCAACAUUCCCUUCCCUCACAACGGCGACCGCGAGCCCGUCUCGCCCGCGGACUUCCUCGAGGACGUCGAACUCGAGUUCCGACGGGGCGAGGAGAUCUACGUCGGGUGCCGGUCGGGCAAUCGCUCCGCCUCGGCCGUAGCGGUGCUGCGCGCCGCGGGAUUUGCGCGCGCCGUCAACGUGACCGGAGGCAUCCACGCGUGGCGCGCAGCGGGUCUCCCGCUCGUACCGUACGCGGGGUGA
Messenger RNA from Pelagomonas calceolata, 1464 nucleotides. Lineage: Eukaryota; Pelagophyceae; Pelagomonadales; Pelagomonadaceae. The record is from the annotation of a GenBank genome assembly.